Messenger RNA from Parnassius mnemosyne (clouded apollo), 939 nucleotides. Lineage: Eukaryota; Metazoa; Arthropoda; Insecta; Lepidoptera; Papilionidae. The record is from the annotation of a GenBank genome assembly.
UUGGCGGUGCAGCUAAUCGACGCGCGUGGAAAAAAAAAAACAUUAACCUCGGAAUACUUACUAGAAUUGAUAGCAGACGGAAACGAGUCUGAGAUAGAGGGUUUCGAAGAUGAGGAAUGUCAUAAAGAGGAAGGCAUUGAGGCCGUACCAGAUCGGGUGGCGGGUCAGUCGUAUUCGGACGAUGAUAUUUCUAACAGCGAGCAAGAAGAAGAAACCACUAACAUUCAGGUACCAGAAAUAAGUCCUAGUCCGAAUACAGUCUGUGCUGGAUCUCAACGUGGUCUUUCUGUAAGUCGCCGGCAUCAUCUACCUGAUCGUUCAUCAAGCGCACCAAGCACAUCUCAUGGUACUUCUCGGUACCGCACGAGGGACCGCAUGAGUAGAAAUGAUCAGCUGCCUGAUUUAUCUAGUAAUCCGCCACCUAGCGUUCGUGCUCAGUCCGAGGCAGCUCAACGCAACAGGGAUCCGUCUAGGCGAAGGCUAUGGAAAUCUAUUCCAUUUGACCAAAAAGAACAUAAUUUUCCGCCACAGGAACAACAAACAAUUAGAACGCCUCUUGAAUACUUCGAGGACUAUUUUGACGAUGCAUUUUAUGAGAAAGCUGCUUACUGCACAAAUAAUUACUACUUGAGGCAAACUGGAACUCUUCAUACUAAUCCUGUAGAAAUGAAGAAGUUCAUUGGUGUGCAUUUUAUAAUGGGGUGCAUAACUUAUCCACGACUUCAUAUGUACAGGAGGCAAGAAAUGAGACUGGCUGAACUGAGGCUGUUGCGCACAAAUUUACAUGUGGUGGAAAAGGAUAUCGCCCCAGUUGGUAAUAAGAACAGUCUAUGGAAAAUACAACCGGUAUUAAAUCAGGUAAAAAAUGCCUGUGAGAAAAUAGAAAGGCUACCGGGUUACUAUUCUAUAGACGAACAAAUGAUCCCCUUCUGCGGCUAA